GUAAAUGUUGAGUUUUCUGUUAAAUCCAUGUCCGCAUGGAAAUUUUUCGGUUUGUUCUGAAAUUCGGGAUUGAUUGUGAAAUUCGGGUUUUUCUGUAAACUCUGUAUGGUUUUGUCUCGGAUAUAGUCAUGAUUACUGACGCCCGCUAGUGGGAGCGGUAAACGCUAGCACAUGUCGACAUGUAUUUCUGUGGAAUCGGUUCACCCUACCAAUGGGGUUAAACACUGGUACUAUUACUAACGCCUACCAGGAGUUUGUAAACACUGGUACUUCUGAAACCCUACCAAUGGGGUUAAACAUUGGUAAUAUUACUGACGCCUGUCAAUGGAAGUUUGUAAACACUGGUACCAUUACUGAUGCCUGCCAGUGGGAGUUGUUAAACACUGGCCAUGACUUAUAGAUGAGACUACUGAUGAGUUUUAUUCUGCAUGAACGGUUUGUCAUGAAACAUUGUUAUUGAACUGAAUCUGAUUUUUGCAUUGACGGUUUUGUCAUUGAACGUUUUGCUAUCAAACCGAAUUUGAUUUCCGCAUUAACGGUUUAUCAGUGAAAGUUUUGUUAUACUUACAUGGUUUAUCUGGCAUGCUAAAAGUUUUACCUAAGGGCUAUCCAUAUUUACUUACUGAGUUAUCUCAUAGUUUUCCUUGUCCACCAUUUCAGGAAGCGAAACCGAGGACGGGGAAAUCGAGGGGAGUGACGAGUUAGAAGGCUAGCCAUUUCGAGAUUGACAUAGAUUUUAGAAAUAAAUCGUGAUAUUGUAA
Messenger RNA from Rubroshorea leprosula, 761 nucleotides. The record is from the annotation of a GenBank genome assembly. NCBI's taxonomy places the organism in Eukaryota, Viridiplantae, Streptophyta, Magnoliopsida, Malvales, Dipterocarpaceae.